AUGUUUCUUCCCCACGAGCAGCAUGCUAUUCUUACUACUCCCAUUGGGGAAAAAACACCACGUGAUAAUGUGUGUUGGGGCUUCGAGACGAAGGGUAAUUUCACUAUUAAGUCAGCUUGCCUUGUUGAGAUUGGCUAUUAUGAAACGGAUCCGAAUACCAGUUAUCGAGAUCGAAAAUUCUGGAGCAAGCUGGUCUGGUCCUUGUCUGUUCUUCCCAAAUCAAAAGUGUUUGCUUGGAGAGCUUUUAAUAAUUUGAUUCCUACGGGGGCAAACAUGCUCGAGCACCAUGUUCCGGUCAGUGGCCAUUGUGAUGCUUGCCAUGACAGGUGGGGUUCUACGGAGCACUGCCUACUUUUUUGCCCGAUGACUUACAAAAUUUGGAAAUGGAGUCAUUUCUCGCACGUGUUGCGCAAUUGUGCUUUGUUGCCACUCACCGCGAUUGCUUCUGCUAUCCGGAACGAGUUCGCUAAAAGUGACUAUGAACUUUGGAUUAUCAUGCUUUGGCAAACUUGGAUUAUGUUGUGCAAAUGGAAACAUGGAGAUAGAAAGGAGAUGGAGCAGGUGGAUGAAAUUUCGUGUGUUGCCUUGUGGGACUCCUUCCAGAAUGCCAAGUCGAUUUUAUCAAGAGAUAACAAGCUGGGGUUUAAGCUUGGAGAACGAAAGUGGUUGAAGCCAGGGCAUGGGGUUCUCCGUGUUGAUGUUGAUGCGAGUUAUUUUCCCGAUAAGAGCGGCUAUGGUGUUGGCGUGGUGAUCAGAGACAGAGACCAUAUGGGCUUUAUUAAAGUGGCUGCUGCGAAACAUUUGAAACCCACUUCUGGCCUUCUUAUGACUGAAAUCAUGGCUGUUGUCUUUGGCCUUAUGGUGAGUAUGCAGUUUGACCUGAUGUCGAUUGAAGUUUACACUGACUCUUGCUUGGCUGCUCAUCUAUUGGCAGACAAAGACGAGGAUGAGGACCUCAUUCCUGAGGAUAUUCGGGAUAUUUUGGAUUUGGCUAAUUCGAAUUUCCUUUAA
Molecule: messenger RNA, 1011 nt
Organism: Salvia miltiorrhiza (redroot sage)
Lineage: Eukaryota; Viridiplantae; Streptophyta; Magnoliopsida; Lamiales; Lamiaceae
Exons: 1
Coding region: 1-1011 (336 amino acids)
Molecular function (GO): nucleic acid binding; RNA-DNA hybrid ribonuclease activity
Source: RefSeq, a predicted model, not a curated record